UGGGAUAUGUAUGAAUUGUAAGAACCAAUUAGAGACAAGCAUCUUGAGAGCGCGAGGAGAGCAGUGGAGACAAGGUGGAGGAUUACUGAUCUCCUCUUAAAAUGGAUACUGAAGGGUUUGGAGAACUCCUGCAGCAAGCAGAAAAGCUUGCAGCAGAGACAGAAGGAGGAACGGAACUACCUCACGUGGAAAGAAAUCUUCAAGAGAUUCAGCAGGCUGGAGAGCGGCUGCGUUCACGAACAAUGACCCGCACAUCUCAAGAAUCAGCCAAUGUCAAAGCGUCUGUUCUACUGGGUUCUAGAGGUCUAGACAUUUCUCAUAUCUCCCAACGACUUGAAAACCUCAGUGCAGCCACAACCUUUGAGCCCCUUGAGCCAGUGAAGGACACAGAUAUUCAGGGAUUCCUGAAGAAUGAGAAAGACAAUGCUCUGUUGUCAGCCAUUGAGGAAUCCAGGAAAAGGACAUUUGCCAUGGCUGAGGAGUAUCACAGGGAGUCUAUGCUUGUUGAGUGGGAGCAGGUAAAGCAGAAAAUCCUACACACGCUUCUUGCCACUGGAGAAGAUGCACUGGACUUCACUCAAGAGACUGAGACCAGUUAUGUCAGUGAGUCUGGGGCACCUGGACGUAGCUCUCUAGAUAAUGUGGAAAUGGCGUAUGCGCGACAGAUUUAUAUGUACAACGAGAAGAUUGUGAGUGGUCAACUACAGCCCAACCUCGUGGAUCUCUGUGCAACAGUUGCUGAGAAAUUGGAUGACAAGAAUGUGUCUGACUUGUGGGUGAUGGUGAAGCAGAUGAGUGACGUGAUGCUGGUUCCAGCUACGGAUGUUCUUAAAAGCCGGUGCAGUGUCCAGAUGCAGAUGGCCUUUGUGGGGCAAGCACUAAAUUUCCUGGAGCAGAGUUACAAGAAUUACACGCUGAUGAGAGUGUUUGCAAACCUGCAGCAGGCUCAACUAGGUGGAGUUCCAGGUACCUACAACCUUGUAAGAAGCUUUCUGAAUAUCAGGCUUCCAGCACCUAUACCAGGACUGCAGGAUGGAGAAAUUGAAGGAUGCCCAGUGUGGGCUCUGAUUUACUAUUGCAUGCGGUGCGGGGAUUUGAUGGCAGCACAACAGGUUGUCAACAGGGCACAACACCAGCUGGGAGAGUUUAAGAACUGGUUCCAGGAAUAUGUGCACAGUGGAGAUCGUAGAAUAUCACCAUCUACAGAAAAUAAGCUCCGGCUACAUUACAGAAGAGCGUUGAGAGGGUGCACAGACCCCUACAAGCGAGCAGUGUACUGUAUAAUCGGUCGGUGUGAUGUGACUGAUCACCACAGUGAGGUGGCAGAUAACACAGAGGACUAUCUGUGGCUGAAGUUGAGUCAGAUUAGUUUUGAAGACAAUGCCAGCACUUCUCCUCAGGACAGACUGACGCUUCCUCAGUUUCAGAAGCAACUGUCUGAAGAUUACGGGGAAACGCACUUUGCAGUUAAUAAGCAGCCUUUCCUGUACUUCCAAGUUCUCUUCCUGACUGCACAGUUUGAGGCUGCGAUUGCAUUUCUGUUCCGCCUGGAGCGUACACGGUGUCACGCUGUUCAUGUGGCUCUCGCUCUGUUUGAGCUCAGGCUGCUUCUCAAAUCAUCUGGGCAAAGUGCUCAACUCUUAAGUCAAGAGCCCGGUGAUCCGCUUGGUGUAAGACGUUUGAACUUUGUGCGCAUGCUGAUGCUUUAUACACGAAAGUUUGAGUCCACUGACCCACGGGAAGCCUUGCAGUACUUCUACUUCCUCAGGAAAGAAAAGGACAGUCAGGGGGAGAACAUGUUCCUUCGUUGUGUUAGUGAGCUGGUGAUUGAAAGCAGAGAGUUUGACAUGCUGUUAGGGAAGCUGGAGAAGGAUGGAAGCAGAAAGCCUGGAGCUAUCGAUAAAUUUACAAAUGAUACGAAACCCAUUAUUAGCCAGGUGGCUUCUGUUGCCGAGCACAAAGGACUGUUUGAGGAAGCAGCUAAACUGUAUGAUUUGGCAAAGAACCCAGACAAAGUCCUCGAACUGACCAAUAAACUGUUGAGUCCUGUAGUAUCUCAGGUCAGCGCUCCACAGUCUAAUAAGGAACGUCUCAAGAACAUGGCUUUAUCAAUUGCUGAAAGGUAUAAAUCUCAGGGUGUGAGUGCAGAGAAGUCUGUCAAUUCUACAUUCUACCUGUUACUGGACGUAAUGACAUUUUUUGACGAGUAUCACGCCGGUCACAUUGAUCUUGCUUUUGAUAUUAUUGAGAAAUUGAAACUUGUACCUCUGAGUCAGGACAGUGUAGAGGAACGAGUGGCUGCCUUCCGUAAUUUCAGUGAUGAGAUCAGACAUAACUUGUCUGAAGUUCUCCUCGCUACUAUGAAUAUCUUAUUUACCCAGUACAAGAGAAUAAAGGGUAGUGGCCCCUCCACACUUGGGCGUCCACAGAGAGUGGUGGAGGAUAAGGAUUCGGUGUUGCGUAGUCAAGCACGUGCUCUUAUUACAUUUGCUGGAAUGAUCCCAUACAGAAUGUCUGGGGACACCAAUGCCCGCCUGGUUCAAAUGGAGGUUCUCAUGAACUGAUUCAUUCAUUCAACCUAUCAUCCAGGGUUCUUAUUUUCCGGUAGACCAGGCCAGUGCAUCUUCAUUCCAGUCAUCUGACCAGGUUUUGAGGAUAUUUUGAUACAGUAGCAAUGAGAUAAUCAAGACAUUAAUCAUCCGUCUGAUCUGAAGUCUAGAGAUUCUGUUUUGUUGUGUUGUCCUGAUGAGUUGAAAAACUCUGCUUUACACUUUUGUAUCUUAAUGGAUGCUGUGCAGUUUUGGUCAUCUUUGCCUUCAGGCAUGUGAUACUAGCAGACUUUGUACAGUGUGAUGUGAUGACAUCUCAAAUAAAUAGUUUGAUUUGUUGUC
Molecule: messenger RNA, 2891 nt
Organism: Bombina bombina (fire-bellied toad)
Lineage: Eukaryota; Metazoa; Chordata; Amphibia; Anura; Bombinatoridae
Gene: NUP93
Product: nucleoporin 93
Exons: 22
Coding region: 102-2564 (820 amino acids)
Biological process (GO): protein import into nucleus; poly(A)+ mRNA export from nucleus
Cellular component (GO): nuclear pore
Molecular function (GO): structural constituent of nuclear pore
Source: RefSeq, a predicted model, not a curated record